Messenger RNA from Bicyclus anynana (squinting bush brown), 2710 nucleotides. RefSeq names its product N-acetylgalactosamine kinase (gene Galk). Gene Ontology annotation, molecular function: galactokinase activity; ATP binding. The coding region runs from base 561 to 2015 and encodes 484 amino acids. The transcript is spliced from 2 exons. Gene Ontology annotation, cellular component: cytoplasm; cytosol. NCBI's taxonomy places the organism in Eukaryota, Metazoa, Arthropoda, Insecta, Lepidoptera, Nymphalidae. Gene Ontology annotation, biological process: galactose metabolic process; carbohydrate phosphorylation. The record is from RefSeq and is a predicted model, not a curated record.
ACGGGAUUGUCUCUAUAAGAUGAUAAAUAAAAGUAUAAAUAAGCUACUAACAUGAUUAUCUGCCGAUUCAAGUUAUAAAAAUUGGAUGAGAGCAUUAUUAAUGAGCAUAUUAUAACUGUAUGUCGAUUCGAUACGUCGAUACUAACACGCUUCACAACGAAUUCUAUAGCACUAGCAAGUAGCAACGUGGAUCGACGUCACCUUUGCUUUUGUAUAUCAACUUUUUUGUUCGACUAAUAUAAAGUCUUAAAGUAUAGUCGAUUGCCGAUCAGUGUCAAGUAGGGUCGGCUGCUGACCUUAACUUUAGUGUUAACUUUUAGGUUAUGUUUAUGUUAGUUCAAGGUUAAUAAAAUAAUUUAUCAUUAGCAUAGCAAUUUAAAGAGAGUUUUAGUGAUUCAUGUGAGAAAUAUAUCAGUGAUGGUAAAAUGAGAGCAGCGAAAUUGUAAGCACAUUCAAACAUUGGACAUUAUCAUUCUCGGUGACUGACUUUCACAACUUUGCAGUCGUGAAGCGCUGUUCCGUACUUGUCCACUUUAAUUUACUUUGUCAAAAAUUUAAAAAUGAACGGACAUAGUAGUGAUCUAGUGCCGAUAGCAAAAGUCCCACACAAUGAAAGGAUUCAGAAGAUUAUUGAAGAAUUUCACAAUGAGUAUGGAUGCCAACCAACGUUUGUAGCUCGAGUUCCCGGCCGUGUUAAUUUAAUCGGUGAACAUAUUGAUUAUUGUGGCUAUCCGGUGUUGCCUAUGGCUUUGGAACAAGAUAUUUUAGUGGCGGGAAGUUUGAUUGAAGAAUAUAAAUUAUGUAUACGAAAUGCAAAUCCGAAAUACGAGAGUUUAGAAUUAGAAAUAACUGCGAAUGAAGAUAUUACGAUCAAGGCUGAUAAAGAUGGGAAGCCUUAUUGGUUCAAUUACGUUUUGUGUGGAAUAAAAGGAGCAUUAGAACAUUUAAACAAUGAAGUUUCCACUGGACUUAAACUUUACAUUGACGGCAAUAUUCCACCCGCUUCAGGAUUGUCGAGUUCUUCGGCUUUGGUCAGUGCAGCUUGUCUAGCAUUUUUGUAUGCUCAUAAUGCAACAUUAAAUAAAACUGAUAUAGCGUCUUUAUGUGCGAGAUGUGAACGUUACAUUGGAACACAGGGAGGCGGAAUGGAUCAGGCUAUUGCAUUUUUAGCAGAAAAAUAUUGCGCGCAAUACAUAACGUGGAAUCCUCUAAAAGCUACAAAAGUUAUCUUGCCAGAAGAGGCAACUUUCGUUGUGGCGCACAGUUUAGCGGAAAUUAAUAAAGCCGCAACUAACGAUUACAACAGAAGAGUAAUAGAAUGUCGCCUUGCCAGUAAAAUAUUAGCUUUAACGCAAGAUAACAUUAAAGAUCACAGUAUAAUAAAUUUAAGUCAAGUACAAAAAAUGUUAGAUAAAACUUUGGAAGACAUGGUAGCAUUAGUUUAUCAACGAUUGCCAAAAAUGAUUUACACUAAAGAUGAAGUAUGCAAAAUAUUAGAAAUCACCGAAGAAGAAAUGGAUGAACGGUACCUGACGCCAAACACGAGGCAUUUGACAGAGUUCAAGCUCAAACAAAGAGCUCUGCACGUAUAUGAAGAGGCUAAUAGAGUAGAAAAAUUUCGUAAAACAUGUAUGCAAUCAAUGAAUGGCAAGGCUAACGGAUCGAAUAAUAACCAAACUCGUUCCUCUGGUGACGAAAACGAGACACUGAAUUCUUUAGGAAAUUUAAUGUCAAACAGCCAUGAAAGUUUGAAAUCUCUAUACGAGUGCUCUCAUAAAAAUUUAGAUCUAUUAGUAGAUAUAUCGAGUAAAUUUAAUGUUCACUCUAGGCUGACGGGUGCAGGUUGGGGCGGUUGCAUCGUCGCAUUGUGCCCAAAGGAUAAAGUUAAAGAAUACAUUGAAAUGUUAGAAAAUGAAUAUUACGUGAAACACUGUAACAUCGAGAAGAAUAAAGCAAAAUCGUACAUAUUUGCUACUAUGCCCAAUUACGGUGCAAUAGUUUAUGUAACUAAAUAACUUUGAUUUUGUUUACUUCUCACUAUAAAUUAUUUUAAUAUUAUGUAGUUACCUAUUAAUUUGUUUCGAUUCAUCACUAAUAUUCGAGUAAUAUUGUACAUUGUUGUUCGGGAGUACAAGUUAUUAUCUAGAACCAGCUGAUAACCAUAUUAUACAAACUCGUAGUUAAAUACUUAUGUAGGAAAUUAUUUUUAUAUACAUAGCGUAGUUUAUUUUAAGUUUAUAUUGGUAAAAUGUUCAGUAUAUCUUAAUUAGUCACACUUGCCGACCUACCAGAUAUUGUCGUGCCCCUACAUUAACUUAUGAUAAUAAUACACAUAUAUUUUAUUUUAAAAAAGUUUUGCGUGUUCUGGGUGAGUGAAAAAAAAGUAUUCUGAUGUGCAAUAAAUAUUAUAAAAAAAAAUAAUACACGAUCGCAACGACAUCUACAAGGUUCAAUUAUAACUAUAACCUAUAUACAAAAACCCUUACCUACGUUAACCCUGAACUCAAAUGUACGUAAAAAAAAUCAUCAAUAUCGGUGUAACCAUUCUCAAGUGGUAUGGUUAAUGCAAUAUUUGGCUUUUUAUUUGUAGUUUAAAGUUUGUAACAAUAGUACCACAAUGCUUUGUUGUUGUUUGUAACUAGGUACGGAAAUUGUACCUAUUAAGUAAUAUAAAAAUACAGUAGCUUACUUACCUACAUAUAAUAUGAUU